AUGGCGUAUGCGACACGUGCAAUGCUUAGCGGACGGAACAUGACCUCCCGUGAUCGUAUGAUUGGCAUUAUGAAACUGCCACGCGGGGUAACAGGCCGUAUGGGCGAGUACACGCGAGGACAGCGCUAUUUCAUACCAUCGAAAUCGCUCAUACGGCCACCAAAAGGUAUCCCCAAGCUUUUGAAAACAUUUUUUACUGUACACUCGGUAGGUGUGAUCUGCCUACCACGAAGCCUGAUCUGA
Messenger RNA from Babesia bigemina, 243 nucleotides. RefSeq lists its product as hypothetical. Bases 1 to 243 code for a protein of 80 amino acids. The transcript is spliced from 2 exons. Lineage: Eukaryota; Apicomplexa; Aconoidasida; Piroplasmida; Babesiidae. The record is from RefSeq and is a predicted model, not a curated record.